Molecule: messenger RNA, 1433 nt
Organism: Ochlerotatus camptorhynchus
Lineage: Eukaryota; Metazoa; Arthropoda; Insecta; Diptera; Culicidae
Product: L-dopachrome tautomerase yellow-f-like
Exons: 4
Coding region: 38-1300 (420 amino acids)
Cellular component (GO): extracellular region
Source: RefSeq, a predicted model, not a curated record
GAAAAAAAAACAACCGCAUAAAUUCACUACCCGGACAAUGUACCACUUGGGUCAGGUUUUUCUGGCUAGUGUUCUUAUUCUUUUCACAGUUCGAUGCACUGCUGACGAACUGGAACUCGUGUACCAAUGGAACCAGCUAAAAUCCGGCUUAGAAACGGUCGAUAUAUUCUUUGAUGCAAAUUCGCCAGUUUCGAGAGACAAUGAACAGUUCAAUGCUUAUGGAAAUUUACCGAUGGGUGUGAGUCAUCACAAAGGUCGUCUGUUCGUAACGAUACCCAGGAGACGCCCGGGCAUUCCAGCAACGCUGAAUGUAAUUGACAUGAGCAAAACUAAAGGCACGAAUAACCCUCCCAUGGAGGCAUAUCCGAAUUAUUUAGUCAAUAAGUUGCAUUCCGAUUACUCAGCUGAUCCCCGACAUAUCAUCUCGGUCUAUCGUACUAAGGUGGACAUAUGCGAUCGCUUGUGGUUCGUAGAUACCGGAUACUUGGAAUAUCCCGAUAAUCCACGACAAGUUCAGCGACCAGCUCUUUGGAUUAUGGACCUGAACACGAACCGUCGUAUUCAGAAAUUUCAAAUUCCGAAGGAUAUCGUGGAGUUGGGCUACGGAAUACCGAGCAUUACAGUCGACGUUGAACCAGACCGAUGUGACGAAGCGUACGCUUACAUUCCGGAUUAUGAACACCAAAAUUUAUAUGUCUAUGAUUUCGCAAAAAACCGUAUGUGGCGUUUUGAGCAUAGCUUCUUUUCGUUCGAACCACGCUACGGGCAAUUAAACGUGGCUGGAUUGCAAUUUAUCUGGAAUGAUGCUGUGUUUUCGCUGACGAUUGGAAGACGGGAUGUCGAGACCGGAGUUCGACCGGUUUACAUGCAUGCGAUGGCAUCGAUUAGUGAAAUUGUUGUGCCGAAUAGUGUUUUGAAGAAUGAGACGUUGGCAGGUUCGAGUGCCAAUUAUAAUACACUGUUCAGACAUUUGGGUUCGAGGGGCCCAAAUACGCAAUCUUCUAUACAUGCUUUCGACGAAAAAACGGGAGUUUUGUUCUAUGCCGAAGUCAACCGCAAUGCCAUCGGAUGCUGGAACAGUGCCAUGGAAUUUAACCCGGAUAACCAUGGCAUCGUGCAUUUGGACAACAAAGAGAUGAUCUACCCAGCGGAUGUUACGAUCGAUAACGACGGCAUGUUGUGGGUCAUCUCCAACCGGCUGCCAAUCUGGAUUUAUUCGAAGCUGGACGUGAAUGAUUUCAACUACCGAAUCUGGCGACAGCUUCCGGAAAGGGCCAUCAACGGUACCAUUUGCAUGUAAACGGCCAAACCAACCAGAUAGACGGUGAAUACAGGUUCAAUAAAACUAAAGGCUUUCUUUUGUGUUCUAACCUAUGUGAAAAGCGGAGUUUUUACUAAUGAGUCACAAUUAUAAUUCCAUGCAUUUAGAAAAA